Penaeus vannamei (Pacific white shrimp) is the source of this 1509-nucleotide messenger RNA. The record is from RefSeq and is a predicted model, not a curated record. Lineage: Eukaryota; Metazoa; Arthropoda; Malacostraca; Decapoda; Penaeidae.
AUGGGAAAGGGUAGAGGAAACGAAAAUUCGACGAGAAAUCGCCUUGGAGUUACUUCAACGACGGAACGUGAAGAAGACCACGAGCCUGGAGGUGUAGUGGCAUUUUGUAGAAAACGGCCGUUUGAAAUAUACGGCACAAUUGCAUGCGUUGCAGUUGCUGCAUUUGUGAUAGGUUUUAAUAUUUUGUAUAUGAAAGACGCGACCAAGACCACUCCCCUCGCCAGCACUUCCCCUGCGGCACCGUCUCCACCAGACCAUGGUGCGACCACGACCACUCCCCUCGCCAGCACUUCCCCUGCGCACCGUCUCCACCAGACCAUGGUGCGACCACGACCACUCCCCUCGCCAGCACUUCCCUGCGGCACCGUCUCCACCAGACCAUGGUGCGACCACGACCACUCCCCUCGCCACUUCCCCUGCGGCACCGUCUCCACCAGACCAUGGUGCGACGACCACUCCCCUCGCCAGCACUUCCCCUGCACCACCAGACCAUGGUGCUCCCUCGCCAGCACUUCCCUGCGGCACCGUCUCCACCAGACCAUGGUGCGACCACGACCACUCCCCUCGCCAGCACUUCCCCUGCGGCACCGUCUCCACCAGACCAUGUGCGACCACGACCACUCCCCUCGCCAGCACUUCCCCUGCGGCACCGUCUCCACCAGACCAUGGUGCGACCACGACCACUCCCCUCGCCAGCACUUCCCCUGCGGCACCGUCUCCACCAGACCAUGGUGCGACCACGACCACUCCCCUCGCCAGCACUUCCCCUGCGCACCGUCUCCACCAGACCAUGGUGCGACCACGACCACUCCCCUCGCCAGCACUUCCCCUGCGGCACCGUCUCCACCAGACCAUGGUGCGACCACGACCACUCCCCUCGCCAGCACUUCCCCUGCGGCACCGUCUCCACCAGACCAUGGUGCGACCUCCCUCGCCAGCACUUCCCCUGCGGCACCGUCUCCACCAGACGGUGCGACCACGACCACUCCCCUCGCCAGCACUUCCCCUGCGGCACCGUCUCCACCAGACCAUGGUGCGACCACGACCACUCCCCUCGCCAGCACUUCCCCUGGCACCGUCUCCACCAGACCAUGGUGCGACACGACCACUCCCCUCGCCGCACUUCCCCUGCGGCACCGUCUCCACCAGACCAUGGUGCGACCACGACCACUCCCUCGCCAGCACUUCCCCUGCGCACCGUCUUCCACCAGACCAUGGUGCGACCACGACCACUCCCCUCGCCAGCACUUCCCCUGCGGCACCGUCUCCACCAGACCAUGUCCCCUCGCCAGCACACCGUCUCUGGUGCUCCUUCGCCAGCAUUUUCCUUACGGCACCUUCUCCACCAGACGGUGGUGCAGCCACAGCCACUCCCUUCAUCAGCAUUUUCCUUACGGCACCUUCUCCACCAGACGGUGGUGCGGCCACAGCCACUCCCUUCGCCAGCAUUUUCCUUACGGCACCUUCUCCACCAGAAGGAGAUGCAGCCGCAACCGCUCCCUCCGCUAA